AAUGAACCAAAUGGCUGUUUAAUGCGCACAAAAACAGCAUCAAACAACCCAACACUCCUUUCAAGCAUUUUCUUUCCUUUUCUCUCUUUCUUUGAAUGAUUCUACCCUGUAUAUUGGGUGAGAAAUCGAAUCCGAGAAAAACUAGGCCCAAGUACCACGUAAUCGUAGACGAGAGGAAGAAGGGAAAGCAAAUUCUAGAGAGAGAGGAAACGAGGGCCAGAGAUUUUGUGGAAGAGCGAUCUCAGCGGUGAACGCUACAGAUGGGCACACUUCAGAAAUGGAGGAAAGCCUAUGGUGCUCUCAAAGACUCCACCAAAGUCGGCCUCGCCCAUGUCAAUAGCGAUUACGCGGAUUUGGAUGUGGCUAUAGUGAAGGCUACGAACCAUGUUGAGUGUCCACCCAAAGAGAGGCACCUUAAAAAAAUCUUGCUUGCUACAUCAGCAGUUCGGCCUCGAGCAGAUGUUGCUUAUUGCAUUCAUGCUCUUGCCCGACGGCUUGCAAAGACUAGUAAUUGGACGGUUGCACUUAAAACACUCAUAGUUAUCCAUAGAGCAUUGAGGGAGGGUGAUCCUACAUUCAGAGAAGAACUUUUGAAUUUUUCACAAAGAGCACGCAUUCUUCAACUUUCAAAUUUUAAAGAUGAUUCAAGCCCCAUUGCCUGGGAUUGCUCAGCCUGGGUGCGUACGUAUGCACUGUUUUUGGAGGAAAGACUCGAAUGCUUUAGGGUUCUUCAGUAUGACAUUGAAGCAGAGCGUCUCCCAAAACCCGGCCAAGGGCAAGAUAAGGGUUACAGCAGAACUAGGGAAUUGGACAGUGAAGAGCUUUUAGAGCAAUUGCCUGCUUUACAACAACUGCUGUAUCGUCUCAUUGGUUGUCGGCCAGAAGGUGCUGCUGCUAGCAAUUAUGUUAUACAGUAUGCCCUGGCUCUGGUAUUGAAGGAGAGCUUUAAAAUAUAUUGUGCUAUUAAUGAUGGAAUCAUCAAUCUUGUUGAUAAGUUUUUUGAGAUGCCAAGACAUGAUGCUGUGAAAGCCCUUGAUGUAUACAAGCGAGCUGGCCAGCAGGCUAAUGCCCUUUCUGAUUUCUAUGAAUGUUGUAAAGGAUUGGAGCUAGCUAGAAACUUCCAGUUUCCUGUUCUGAGAGAGCCACCACAAUCUUUUCUAGUAACCAUGGAGGAGUAUAUUAAAGAGGCACCGCGUGUGGUUUCUGUUCCAACUGAACCAUUGCUUCAACUGACAUACCAUCCAGAAGAAGGUCCUUCUGAAGAUGCCAAAGUAUCCAAUGAAGAACCAGAGUCACCAGUGCCUGUUAAUAAUAAUGCUGUUGCUGUUGAGAAUGCUCCUCCCCCACCACCUCCUCCUCCUCAGAACAAGGACACUGGAGACUUGCUGGGCUUGAGUCAUUCCUCACCAGAUGCUGUUGCCAUUGAGGAAAGUAAUGCAUUAGCGUUAGCCAUUGUUCCAAUUGAAUCUGGAACUGCUUCAGCAUUUGAUUCUAGGACUAAAGCAAAAGACUUUGAUCCUACUGGAUGGGAACUUGCCCUGGUUACUACACCGAGUACCAACAUUUCUUCUGUCACUGAGAGGCAAUUGGCGGGUGGAUUGGACACUCUCACCCUCAAUAGUUUGUAUGAUGAUGCUGCAUAUAGAGCAGCCCGGCAGCCUGUCUAUGGAGCCCCCGCUCCAAACCCAUUUGAGGUGCAUGAUCCAUUUGCAAUGUCAAACAGCAUUGCUCCCCCCACAGCAGUUCAAAUGGCGUCAAUGGUUCAACAACAAACCAAUCCAUUCGGUCCUUACCACCCUGCCUAUCAGCAACCAUUACAACAACAACAUUUGAUGAUGAGUCCAACAAAUCCAUUUGGUGAUGCAGGCUUUGGGCAAUUUCCAGUGAUUCCUGUUGGCCAGCCGCAUGCUAGCAAUCCAUUUGGAACCACAAGUCUCCUGUAAUAGUCAUGUAUGAACAUUUGAUAGAUAUGUUGUGGCCGUUGCAAUUAGAUUUGGUUUCUUCCAGGAGUGAGAAAAUGAGCUUUCAGAUGGAUGGGUUUCGGCGUGAACUGUAUGUUUUGUAUGGCAUUGUAAAAGUCAAGUGAGGUAGUGAAAGAUGUGAUGAGUAGUUGAUACGGUCCAGAACGAUAUAGUAAUUAAUUUUAAAAAUUUCUCAUUAGGCUAAAGUCUUUUGUCUCUUGAAGUCGUACUUUCGAUCUUUCAAUUCACUGGAGUCCAAUCUCCAUCGAGGGAUUGGUUCCCAUGAAUGACCUCAAUAGGAUGACCAAAGAUAAACGAUGCUUGUUCAGAAUGAACUAAUACAACAGGCUAAAUCAUUGAGGGAACCUCCUCCCUGCACCUCUGGUUCUUCUUCUUCUUCUUCUUCUUUUUUUGCCUAACAUCAAAUGAUAAAUUAUACAAUACGAGAUAGCAAUAUAUUUUGUCUUCAUUCAAUCACCAGCAUCUCUUAUCUACUCUUUGGUUCAUAUUCAGGGAAUGUAAAGAUCAUCCCCAAGUCUCAAACCAUCAUUGAAAAACACCAAAACCAUUUAAUUCCUCAAGUACCCCGCCCUUUUCUUGUGAGACAGAGAAGAGAAUAUAUUAUAGUAUUAGAA
This is a messenger RNA of Rubroshorea leprosula, 2596 nucleotides long. The record is from the annotation of a GenBank genome assembly. NCBI's taxonomy places the organism in Eukaryota, Viridiplantae, Streptophyta, Magnoliopsida, Malvales, Dipterocarpaceae.